This is a messenger RNA of Ailuropoda melanoleuca (giant panda), 4237 nucleotides long. It is a transcript of the gene RIPK1, whose product is annotated as receptor interacting serine/threonine kinase 1. Gene Ontology annotation, biological process: signal transduction; protein phosphorylation. Gene Ontology annotation, cellular component: cytoplasm. Lineage: Eukaryota; Metazoa; Chordata; Mammalia; Carnivora; Ursidae. The coding region runs from base 507 to 2504 and encodes 665 amino acids. The record is from RefSeq and is a predicted model, not a curated record. Gene Ontology annotation, molecular function: protein binding; ATP binding; JUN kinase kinase kinase activity. The transcript has 12 exons.
GGCCCCAGCACCCUCACUCGAUACCCAGAGGGCGCGGACAUCGGACCAAGCCUCCCGGAGCGCGGCGGUCCUGGCGGGCCCACAUCUGCAGGUGCGCCAGCCCGCCGUCCCGCCGCAAGGAGGGAGCCCGGGUCGCGCGGCCAGACGCGCACUGACCAGCGGGGCCCACAGAGCCGGGCGCGGAAAGCGCGCAGAGGAGCGGCCACUCUGCGGCUCUGCCUCCCCGAGCCCGACGAGCUCUGUGCCCGGAGACCCCCGCGGCAGGCUCGGGCGUCCGCCCCCUGCCUGUCCCGGCGAGGCUGUCGCGGCGUCGGAGUAAUUCCGGACUCUCCCACCGCUGCUUGUUUCCUUCCUUACCCAGGCCUCGGGGAGUUUGCCGCGGAAACGAAAGUAAAUAACUGGGCGCGUCUGCGCGGAGGCAGCGGCUACCACAUCCAGGGCGCAGCUCUGAGGGGGAAAACGUGGUACAUUUCUGGCCAUUCUGAGGAUUCACAAGGACACCAGCCAUGUCCUUGGAUGACAUUAAGAUGAAAUCUAGUGACUUUUUGGAGAAGGAGCAUCUGGACAGCGGGGGCUUCGGAAAGGUGUCUUUGUGUUUACACAGAUCCCAUGGACUCGUGAUCCUGAAAAAGGUGUACACCGGGCCCAAACGCACUGAGUACAACGAGUCCCUGCUUGAGGAGGGCAAGAUGAUGCACAGGCUGAGACACAGUCGGGUGGUGAAGCUCCUGGGCGUCAUCAUAGAAGAAGGGAACUACUCCCUGGUGAUGGAGUUCAUGGAGAAGGGCAACCUCAUGCACGUUCUGAAGGCGGAGGUCAGUAUCCCCCUUUCUGUAAAAGGAAGGAUAAUUAUGGAGACCAUUGAAGGGAUGUGCUACUUACAUGGACAAGGUGUAAUACACAAGGACCUAAAGCCUGAAAAUAUCCUCGUUGAUGAUGACUUUCACAUUAAGAUAGCUGAUCUUGGCGUUGCGACCUUUAAGAUGUGGAGUAAACUGACUAAAGAGGAACAUAAUGAGCAGAGGAAAUUGAAUAGUGUCUCUAAGAAAAAUGGCGGCACUCUUUGCUACAUGGCCCCUGAGCAUCUGAACGACAUCAACACAAAGCCCUCGGAGAAGUCAGAUGUGUACAGCUUUGGCAUAGUACUUUGGGCAAUAUUUGCUAAUAAGGAGCCCUAUGAAAAUGCGAUCUGUGAACAGCAGUUGAUAAUGUGCAUUAAAUCUGGGAACAGGCCAAAUGUGGAAGACAUCCUUGAGUACUGCCCAGAGGAGAUUAUCAGCAUCAUGAAGCAGUGCUGGGAGGCGAAACCAGAAGCUCGGCCAACAUUUACUGGCAUUGAAGAAAAAUUCAGGCCUUUUUAUGUAGAUCAAUUAGAAGAAAAUGUAGAAGACGAUGUGACAAGUUUAAAGAAAGAGUAUCCAGAUGCAGCCCAGAAUUCAUUUGUGAAGAGAAUGCAUUCUCUCCAGAUUGACUGUACAGCAAUACCUCCAAGCAGGUCAAAUUCAGCGCCAGAACAGCCCAGCUCGCUGCACAGUUCCCAGGGACUUGGGAUAGGUCCCGUGGAGGAGUCCUGGUUUGCUCCCUCCCUAGAGAAUCAGCAGGAGGAAAAUCAGCUCAGCUUGCAGAGUAAACUCCAGGAGGAAGCCAACUACCAUCUUUUUGGAAGCCGCAUGGAUAGGCAGACAAAACCGCUCAGACAGAAUGUGGCUUAUAAUAGAGAAGAGGAAAGGAGACGAAGGGUCUCCCAUGACCCUUUUGCGCAGCAGAGACCUCAUGAGAACGUUCAGAACCCAGGAGUAAAAGGCCUUCCUUAUUCUAGUGCAACCAGUCCUGGUAGUGCACUACAUCAAUCAACAGGGCUAACCAGCCAACCCCAAGUACUAUACUGGAACAAUGGAUUAUACAAUCCAUUCACUUUUGGAACAAGACCACAGGAUCUGGGAACAGCAGGCUCAAGAGUUUGGUAUGGGCCAAAUCCAAGCCAUAUGCCAAGUGUGCAUAAAACUCCAGUGCCUGAGACCAACCUACUGGGAAACACACCCACCAUUCCAUUCACCUCUUUCCCAUCAAGAGAUGAGUCUGUGAAAUGUGCCAUAUACAACAGUGCUAGCAUUCAGGUUGGAGACCAUAAUUAUAUGGAGAUUGGUGGAAUGAAUUCAGUGCUACCGGACAUGAACCUGAAAGAAGAGCCAGCUUCUAAGUACCAAGAUAUAUUUGAAAAUGUCACUAGUCUGACGGAUAAACAUCUGGACCCAGUCAGGGAAAAUCUGGGAAAGCAAUGGAAAAACUGUGCCCGUAAGUUGGGCUUCACUGAACCACAGAUUGAUGAAAUUGACCAUGACUAUGAUCGAGAUGGACUAAAAGAAAAAGUUUACCAGAUGCUCCAAAAGUGGCUGAUGAGGGAAGGCAAUAAGGGGGCCACGGUGGGAAAGCUGGCCUAUGCACUCUACCAGUGUUCCAGAAUAGACCUUCUGAACUAUUUGGUACAUAUCAGCCAGAGCUAACUCCAGAAGGGGCUUUGGCACCAUGAGGUUCUCUGUCUGAUAAAAAUCUCCUGCAUUCCAUAGCUGGAGAAUGGGAAAGAAAUCUACAGCAAGCAACCUGCUAACCAGGAAGACCUAGUAAUGGCCAAGACCCAAUCCAAAAAGAAGCCUAACCAUGUUUUGAAAGGGAGAGAGAGAUAUUUGAGGAAGAUAAUUUUCUUUCAGUUCAUUACAUAACCUUCAACAGUGCCAUUCAUUUAAUUUCCUGGAGUUUUGUUCCAGCAAGAAAAAAAAAAAUCAGGGGACGUAAACAAAGCCAACUUUCUUAUUUUAUGCUCUUUUUUCCACGUAGGCUCCUGUUAUAACCAAAGUCCGGUGAAAUUGUGCGUUCUCCUCAACUAGGUUUUUUUUGGUAUUCUAACCACAGUUCAUUCCAAAACUAUAAGGUCUGUUAACUUCAGUAUCAAAUGUGUGUCACUCACUACAGGCUUCAAGAAUUACAUGCAGUCUCCACUCCAUAAAUUACCUGAAGGGAUUUUAGGGAGUACUAAAACAGAAAAAAAACAAAAACAAAAGACAGAGAGAGAACAAAAAUAUCAGAGUUUUCCAGGCGGUUGUUGCAAGAAAUUGCUGCCAGUUGUGACUACAUCAAUUCUUGAUGCAGUUUUUAAGUUCUUUCCACUUAUACUUUCCCAGCCUCUGUGCCCUGCAGAGGGAGUAUGUGUGCAGGGAAUAUGGAUCUCUUCCCACCUGGCUGUGACUGGAGCUUCAGGGCUGAUCACUGUUGAGCAGCUUCCUCAGGUUACCCCAGGAUACUGUAGAAAUAUUUUCAUUUUUUUCUGUGAGCAGCUGUGAUGUCAAAAAAGGAUGCUUUAAAGCCUGAUAAUUGUGCCUUUGACACCCAGCCUUUCAAAGCCCACUCGAAACUCAGGAAUGAGUGAAAGGAACCAGAAGACUAGAAGACUGGAGGCAAGCAGGCCAUCCAAGGAUCACUGCCUGCACUUGGCUAAACAGACAGUGUGUGUCCUUGUGCUCUGCCCUUCUGGGAAGGAGGGAGAGAAGGAUGCAGUAUGGUGACUCUGGAUGUCAGAACAGAUUCUUCCAUCUGGUGGGCUGAUAACAGUAUUGCGGUUCUGAUUCUAAAAUCCCGCUAGCCCUAGCUCACACACACACACACACACACACACACACACACACACACACACACCCCUACACCUGGAGUAGAACUAUAAAACAGAAUUUCUCAACUUCUGCACUAUUGGCAUCUUGAGCCAGAUAAUUCUUUGUUGUGGGGGCUGUCCCGAGCAUUGUAGGAUCUGGAUUUCUGAAAGUAUCCUCUACCCACUAGAUGCCAAUAGUGCUGUUCUCCCCUCCCCUGUCCCCAGUUGGGACAAGCUAAAAUGUCUGGAGACAUUGUCACAUGUUCCCUGGAAGGGCACAGUUGCCCCAGUUGAGAAGAACACUGCUACAAAGUAAUGAACCUUGUGUCUUAUCCACACAUAUCCAGGCUCACUACUUAGUUACCACAUAGCAUUAGAUUACAUAGACCAAAAGAAAAAUUGAAUGGAGGAAGAGUCCCAGGCUUUGCUAGAAAGGAGUGGGCGGAUGAUUGCUUUUCUAAAUGUAUCCCUUGUACCUCUGUCCUGAGUGUUUAAAUUCUCUAAAUCCCAAAGCAAUUGAAUGAUUCAUGUUAAGAGGCAAAAAUGGUAUUUUUAAUGGACUUUUAAAAAUAAAAUUUUGUACCUCAAGUAUAA